This is a messenger RNA of Nyctereutes procyonoides (raccoon dog), 7048 nucleotides long. It is a transcript of the gene MAN2A2, whose product is annotated as mannosidase alpha class 2A member 2. The transcript is spliced from 26 exons. Gene Ontology annotation, cellular component: Golgi membrane. Gene Ontology annotation, molecular function: carbohydrate binding; alpha-mannosidase activity. Gene Ontology annotation, biological process: N-glycan processing; mannose metabolic process; protein deglycosylation. The record is from RefSeq and is a predicted model, not a curated record. Lineage: Eukaryota; Metazoa; Chordata; Mammalia; Carnivora; Canidae. Bases 498 to 4025 code for a protein of 1175 amino acids.
UAACUUCACUACUGCGAAUUCGUCCUAAGGUGCCCAGCGAAAGGAGAACCACCACGACAAUAAUCUCUUAUUGACUGUGUAGCGGGCGCGGAAAGGGAUCUGGAUCAAGGCCCGGCACCCACGGGGGGCAGUACCCCUCGGCCGGAGAGGCGUCAACUGCAUCAAGUUACGGCGACCUGGGGCGACACAGAGCGGACCCGGAAAAUGGGCUUCCCCGUUAAGCGGCUGAAAUGGAGGCGACAGCUUUCUACCACUGCUCGGCAAUGCGCUGACGCUGCUCCACCCACUUUGGCCUAGACCCAACCUCCAAGGGCUAAAAAUAUUGCCCGGAGGCUUCUGAGAGGAAUCAGAUCGCUCUAAGUAGGGCACGACGCGCGGAGGCGACAGAGCUCCUCGGGCCCAGGGCGGGAGCCAGUCUCCGGAGCGGCGGUUCCGCCCACGCGCGGCCCCGCACCUAGUGGCCUCCCGCCCCCGAGCAGGUGCAUGUGGGGGCCAGUAUGAAGCUGAAAAAGCAGGUGACAGUGUGUGGGGCUGCUAUCUUCUGUGUGGCCGUCUUCUCACUCUACCUCAUGCUGGACCGAGUGCAGCAUGAUCCCACCCGUCACCAGAAUGGUGGGAACUUCCCCCGGAGCCAAAUUUCUGUGCUACAGAACCGCAUUGAGCAGCUGGAGCAGCUGUUGGAGGAGAACCAUGAAAUCAUUAGCCACAUCAAGGACUCUGUGCUGGAGCUGACAGCCAACGCAGAGGGCCCGCCUGCCCUGCUGCCCUACUACAUGGCCAAUGGCUCCUGGGUGGUGCCGCCAGAGCCCCGGCCCAGCUUCUUCUCCAUCUCCCCUCAAGAUUGCCAGUUUGCUUUGGGGGGCCGAGGCCAGAAGCCAGAGCUGCAGAUGCUGACUAUAUCAGAGGAGCUGCCAUUUGACAAUGUGGAUGGCGGUGUAUGGAAGCAAGGCUUCGACAUCUCCUACAGCCCUCAUGACUGGGAUGCUGAAGACCUGCAGGUGUUCGUGGUACCACACUCCCACAAUGAUCCAGGCUGGAUCAAGACCUUUGACAAGUACUACACAGAGCAGACCCAGCACAUCCUCAACAGCAUGGUGUCCAAACUGCAGGAGGACCCCCGGCGGCGCUUCCUCUGGGCAGAAGUCUCCUUCUUUGCCAAGUGGUGGGAAAACAUCAAUGCCCAAAAGAAAGCAGCCGUCCGAAGGCUGGUGGGAAAUGGGCAGCUGGAGAUUGUGACAGGAGGCUGGGUGAUGCCAGAUGAGGCCAAUUCCCAUUACUUUGCACUGAUUGACCAGCUCAUCGAGGGACACCAGUGGCUGGAGAAAAACCUUGGUGCAACCCCACGCUCUGGCUGGGCUGUGGACCCCUUCGGUUACAGCCCCACCAUCCCUUACCUGCUGCGCCGUGCCAACCUGACCAGCAUGCUGAUUCAGAGGGUGCAUUAUGCCAUCAAGAAGCACUUUGCUUCCACCCACAGUCUGGAGUUCAUGUGGAGGCAGACCUGGGACUCAGACUCUAGCACAGACAUCUUCUGCCACAUGAUGCCCUUCUACAGCUAUGAUGUGCCCCAUACCUGUGGCCCAGACCCCAAGAUCUGCUGCCAGUUUGAUUUCAAACGCUUGCCUGGUGGACGCAUCAACUGCCCCUGGAAGGUGCCACCUCGGGCGAUCACAGAGGCAAACGUGGCCGAGAGGGCUGCACUGCUCCUGGACCAGUAUCGCAAGAAGUCCCGGCUCUUCCGAAGUAACGUCCUCCUGGUGCCUCUGGGGGACGACUUCCGAUAUGACAAGCCCCAGGAGUGGGAUGCCCAGUUCUUUAACUACCAGCGGCUCUUUGACUUCCUCAACAGCAAGCCUGACCUCCAUGUGCAGGCCCAGUUUGGUACCCUCUCUGACUAUUUCGACGCCCUGUACAAGAAGACAGGGGUAGAGCCAGGGGCCCGGCCUCCAGGGUUCCCUGUGCUAAGUGGGGACUUCUUCUCCUAUGCGGACCGGGAGGACCAUUACUGGACAGGCUACUACACUUCGCGGCCCUUUUACAAGAGCUUGGAUCGGGUCCUGGAAGCCCACCUGCGGGGGGCAGAGAUUCUGUACAGCCUGGCUGUAGCUCACGCCCGCCGCUCUGGACUGGCUAGCCAGUACCCACUCUCUAACUUCGCCCUUCUGACGGAAGCUCGGCGCACCCUGGGCCUCUUCCAGCACCACGAUGCCAUCACCGGCACCGCUAAAGAGGCAGUUGUGGCCGACUAUGGCGUCAGGCUUCUGCGCUCCCUUGUCAACCUGAAGCAAGUAAUCAUCAAUGCUGCUCACUAUCUGGUGUUGGGGGACAAGGAGACCUACCACUUCGACCCUGAGGCACCCUUCCUCCAAAUGGAUGAAACCCGCUUAAAUCACGACACACUGCCGGAGCGCACAGUGAUCCAGCUAGAUUCCUCACCCAGGUAUGUGGUACUCUUCAACCCGCUGGAACAGGAGCGGCUGAGCGUGGUGUCUCUGUUGGUCAGCUCGCCCCGAGUGCGGGUCCUUUCAGAGGAGGGCCAGCCCCUGGCUGUGCAGAUCAGUGCACACUGGAGCUCUGCCACCGACAUGGUCUCUGACGUCUGCCAGGUAUCUAUGCCCAUCCGCCUGCCGGCCCUGGGCCUCAGCGUGCUGCAGCUGCAGCUGGGCCUCGAUGGGCACCGCACCCUGCCCUCCUCUGUGCGUGUCUACCUGCAUGGCCGUCAACUGGCCGUCAGCAGGCAGGACGCUUUCCCACUGCGCGUCAUUGACUCUGGCACCAGUGACUUCGCCCUCAGCAACCGCUACAUGCAGGUCUGGUUCUCAGGCCUUACCGGGCUCCUCAAGAGCAUCCGAAGGGUGGACGAGGAGCAGGAACGGCGGGUGGACAUGGAGUUCCUCAUCUAUGGCACCCGCGCGUCCAAAGACAAGAGUGGAGCCUACCUCUUCCUGCCUGAUGGGGAGGCCCAGCCCUAUAUCCCCAAGGACCCCCCCGUGCUGCGUGUCACUGAAGGCCCUUUCUUCUCGGAGGUGGUGGCAUACUACGAGCAUAUUCGCCAGGUGGUCCGGAUAUAUAAUCUGCCAGGGGUGGAGGGGCUGUCUCUGGACAUGUCGUCCUUGGUGGACAUCCGGGAUUACAUCAACAAGGAGCUGGCCCUGCGCAUCCACACAGACAUUGACAGCCAGGGUGCCUUCUUCACGGACCUCAAUGGCUUUCAGGUGCAGCCCCGGCGCUAUCUGAAGAAGCUGCCUCUGCAGGCCAAUUUCUACCCCAUGCCAGUCAUGGCCUACAUCCAGGAUGCGCAGAACCGCCUCACACUGCACACUGCCCAGGCCCUCGGUGUCUCCAGUCUGCACGAUGGCCAGCUGGAGGUGAUCCUGGACCGACGGCUCAUGCAAGAUGACAACCGGGGUCUGGGCCAAGGGCUCAAGGACAAUAAAAGAACCUGCAACCAUUUCCGCCUCCUGUUGGAACGGCGAACCCUGGGCAGUGAGCCUGGCUUUUUCUCCAAACUGGCAGCCAUGUUUAGGGACUUGAUCUUUCACAGCAGCAGGACCAAUAACCUUGAGGUCCAGGAUGGCCACACCAGCAGCUACCCGUCCCUCCUCAGCCACCUGACCUCCAUGUACCUGAAUAUCCCAGUGUUUGCCCUGCCUGUGGCCAAGAGGCAGCUCCCUGGCCCUGGUCUGCGCUCCUUUCAUCCCCUGGCCUCCUCUCUGCCCUGUGACUUCCACCUGCUCAACCUGCGCACCCUGCAGGCCGAGGAUGAUGCCUUGCCCUCGGCAGAGACCGCACUCAUCUUACACCGCAAGGGUUUUGACUGUGGCCUUGAGGCCAAGAACUUGGGCUUCAACUGCAGCACAAGCCAAGGCAAGGCAGCCCUGGGGAGCCUCUUCCAUGGCCUGGAUGUAGGUUUCCUGCAGCCGACCUCCCUGACAUUACUGUACCCACUGGCCGCACCCUCCAACAGCACUGAUGUCUACCUGGAGCCCAUGGAGAUUGCCACCUUUCGCCUCCGCUUGGGCUAGGGCUUCCUGUGGCCUGAAAAGAAAGUUCAUCCACAGAGACUGCCUCUUACAGAAGGUCGGGUUGGACAAACCAGAUGGGUAUCCUGUCCCGAUCUACCUCUCAGAACUGUGACACACUGGGCUCUGCCCUCAUUUUCUUUUAUCCUUGCUUCUGUGUUCAGUGGCAGCCCCAAACCCAGUGUCGGGUAGAUAGGGCAGACGCUAGUGAGAAGGUGACAAGAGGGCCCUUGGCCAGAGUGGGGGGUGCCAGCAUCUGCUUUGACUUUUGAGUAGCACCCAGUUGGGCACAGGCUCGAACAUCCACCCUUCUCCCCAAAUGGGAUGGAGGGGAAUCAGAAUCAAAACAGGUAGGGGAGGCUGAGUGGGUAGCAGCCCAGCACCACAGUAACUGUAGGCAAGAGCUGGCUCUGGGGGGGGGGGGGCCCUCUGGUUACGUAGGGACUGCUUGUCCUGAUGUGACCAGCAGGAGCUGAGUGACGGCUGGGAGGUGGGGGAUGGGGACCCAGGCUUAGCAGUGGGGUGGAAGAGGAAUCCCUACUUCCUGUGAUGACUCCACCACAAGUGCUCCCUGGCCUGCACGCCCUGCUAGGGACUGUGGUGUGGCAGGAAGGGACUUAGUAGAGAUCAUCUCAUGGCCAGAGGUCAUAGAAUACUUCAGAUACCAAAACCCCCAUCUCAUCAUGGGCAGUCGGUCUGUGUGUUGAUGUGUGGGAUGGUGGCAGGGACGUGGGGGCUCUUCCAUCCUAUCUGACCCCUCUUCACUUCCUGUGCUCUGCACACCACUGUCCCUUGGGAGUUCCUUCCCAUCCUGGGGGGCAUUUGGUCUGGCAUACUUCCUUUCCCUGGAAAGGAACUGAGGCGCCCAUGAGUGUGAGCAAUUUGAGAAGGCUUUCAGCCCCAUCCCUAUAGUCAGGAUAUGAAGCUUCACUUUUGAUACCUUCUUCUACAGAAGUGUUUGAAUCCUGGCACAGAGACUAGAGACAUGUAGCAUAAAUUAGGAGGCAGUAUGACUACUCAUCAGCCUUCAUUUCAGCUUCAAUUAAUAGAGAAAAGUUUUUGAUAGUCUCUAUAGAUGCUGAAACAAUAUUUGGUAAAGUUUAAGAUCUAUCCCUCAUUAAAAAUCUUAGUAAGUUAAGAUUAUAAAGGAACAUCCUAAUCUAGAUAAACUUCUAUCAUAAACCAGCAGUUACUGACAUUCUAGAGUCAGACACCCCAGGCAUCCCAUUACAAGUUGGAAGCUAGCCAAGGACGUACUACCUUUUAGCAGUGCCCUGGUACUGUUGCCCUUGCAGGAGAGCAGGCAGGCAAAGGAGAAGGAAGUUACAACUGUCAUCAUUUGCAGACAAUAGAACAUCUUAGAUACAAAAUCUAAGAGAGUCAGUUCUGUAAGUGGACACACACGAUAGACAUGCUUCUGUAGAGACUUCGGUUCUCAGAAUCAGCCCAUAAAUUCAAUGUAUUCCAAUGCAGUUGGAUACUUUGGGGAUUUGAUGAGUUCUAAAGUUCAUUUGGAAGAGUAAAAUAUGUGAGAAUAUUAACACAUUCUGAAUGAUGGUGAGUCGGGGGUAGGGAGCGCUGCGGGGGUCGAAGGCACGUGGCCUGCCCCAAGAACUUGCAAGUGCCGGGAGUGGUCCCUCUGACCUGGAGUGGGGUUGGGCAGGCAGAUGUAACAAAAGGCAGAGUCCAGCAGACCCCCAGGCAGAUGAGAAUUUGGCAGGAUGAAAGCAGUAUUUAAAGUGGGGAAAAGAUGGAUUGCUUAAUAAAUAGUACUUUAAGACAACCGGCCCUCAAAGUAAGAGUUAGAUCUGUAGCUCACGGUUUCCACCAAAAUUAGUUCCAGAGGGAAGAAACCAAAAAAGUUAAGCUACAAAAUUCAUUGAAGAAAAUACAGGGUAUUAUUAGACCUCUGGUGUGGGAAGCUCUGUUUUAAACAAAACACAAAACCUAAAAGAUACAAUACGGGAAGUGAUGUUUUACCACCAAAAAUUAUUGAAAGUUUAUGUAUGAUGGAAAACAUCACAGUACAACACAAAUGACAGAUUGGGAGAAAAUAUUUGCAGCACUUCCAAUAUUGAUGAGUUAAUUACUUCAGGAGCAAAGCUUGCUUUGGGGUCCCCAGGGCCUGCUCCACAGCUGCCGGAAGAUCAAGAGUUUUUCCAGGUCAUCCAGAGCUCCUGUCACCAGCAUCAAGCCAGGGCAUGUGGAAUCCUGUUUGUAUCGUAGUAGAAGAAAUAAGAUACAUAGAAAAGUUCAAUAAACAGGAACUGUAAUCUUAUUAGUAAAGGACGCUGAGCAGUUAUAUUAUAGCAGGUGUUAUUUGCUGGUAUCAUAUGACUUGUAAUCAAAUGAUAAGGGAGACUCUGUGAACCCCACUCCCACCCCAGGAAAUUAGCAGAAUAAAGGUUAUUAUCUUUGGAGGUCUUAGAUGUAUCAUGAAAUUGUUCAUCUGCCAGAAACGAUCUUUAAUCCUCCACACUGACUGGCCUUUGAAAAGUAUUUCAGGCAGUGUUUGUUAUUCAAGGUGUGGUCCAGAAUCACUAGAAGUAUUUGUUUCAGGUCCAGCUUGUUGGCCUGUCUUGGCAAGGGCCACCCCUUGCGCCUGGAUGCUGGGAUGAGGGCCCAUGGAGCAGAGACCAAGGCUCGUUGAGACUGCCCUGUAACAAGAACCAGAAAGAAACUUUCCUGUGGUGCGUAGGAGGGAAAGCCAAUUCCUGGGCCCAACCCACUGAACCAACUUCUUGGAGUAGCAGUCAGAGAAGCAGCAUUUUUAACAAGCUUCCAAGCAAUUCUUUUGCACACAUUCAUUUGGAAAUGGGCCUAUGAUUUUAAGGGAAGCAGCAGCCCUUUACCAUGGAGCUCUGACACUGAAGCCUCAGUUCUGAGGGUUAUAAUCAUAAUUAGAACCAGGACAGGAGUUCUCGCUUUGGCAGCAUGUAUACUAAAAUUGGAACGAUUAGCAUGGCCCCUGCACAAGGAUGACCUACAAAUUCAUGAAGCAUUCCAUAUUUUUAUGAACACUGGGU